Iphiclides podalirius (scarce swallowtail) is the source of this 1773-nucleotide messenger RNA. The record is from the annotation of a GenBank genome assembly. NCBI's taxonomy places the organism in Eukaryota, Metazoa, Arthropoda, Insecta, Lepidoptera, Papilionidae.
AUGAAGUUUAAAAUCGACAAAAGGCUACUGCCUGUAAAGGCGCAUUUUUUCUUCUUCUUUGCUGCGCUGGGGCCGCUGCUGCCGCAGAUGAACGUGUUCGGCAGGCAGCUGGGCAUCUCCCCGGAGGCCAUGGGCCUGGUGACGGCGGUGCUGCCACUGCUGUGGGCCGCCGCGAAGCCCCUCUUCGGAUACGUGGUCGACUAUUGGCCCAGCCAGAGGAAACUGGUCUUUAUGCUUCUCAUCGCGGUAAUGACGGGCUCGUACUGCGGCCUGUGGUUCCUGCCGGCGCCCGAAGAGCCGGAACCGCCUGCGCCGCUCGUCCGCUCCGUGUACCGGCUUAACGAUACGGUGCUGGUCGGCCCGCGGGGGGAAGACCCGGGCCUCCAGAACCUGAGCUGCCGUUGGACUUGCGACCGCGGUGACGUCAUCGGGAUGCUCCUCCCCAACGCCACGCGCGUGGACCGCGUGUUCGUGGAGGGGCCCGUCACGAACGCCACUUGCUCGCUCCUGGGCAUGGGCGCCGCGGGGGUGCGAGAGGGACGGGCUGCGUGCGCGCCGCGCGACGGCUGCGACCUGCUCUGCUACGAGGACGCCGCCCUAGAGGAGGCGGUGGCGGGGGGGAACGGUUCCGUGCUGGAGAAGACCACGGGCAACAGGGAGGGUGUUAGUGAAGAGGGGCCCGCGGUCUACUUGACGGCGGUCUUCUGGGCGUUCGUGGUGCUGAUGUGCGUCGGCACGGUGGCGUUCAACGUGGCCAAUUGCAUAGGGGACGCCGUUUGCUUCGACGUGCUCGGCCCCGACGGCGGCUCGAAGUACGGGGCGCAAAGGGCCUGGGGCACCGCAGGGUACGGCAUAACCGCCCUGCUCGGCGGCUGGCUGGUGGACGCCGUGUCCGGCACCCACAAGAACUUCACGCCCGCCUUCAUUGUGGCCCUAGUGGCCACGGCCGUCGACCUGUACAGCUGCACGGCCCUCACGCUGCCGUCACUGAGCAGCCCCGAGGACUCUGGGAAGGCGCUCCGCGAGGUGCUCCGCAUCCCGAGGGUCGUGGUGUUCAUCGUGUUCGCCGUGGUGGCCGGCACCUUCGACAGCUUCAUCAUCUACUACAUGUUCUGGUUCCUGGAAGAAUUGGCCGAGGAGACCGGCUGUAUGGGCAAGAUCAAGCUGAUAGAGGGAGUGGUGGUGGCGGCGCAGAGCUUCAUAGGCGAGCUGCUCUUCUUCUUCUUCUCCGGUAAGAUAUUGGAGCGCUGGGGCUACCGGACCACUCUCACGUUCUCCCUCUUCUGCUACGGAGUGAGAUUGGCGCUCAUCUCCCUGAUACAGCAUCCCUGGCACUUGGUCUACAUCGAGGCCGUGAUGCAGGGCCCCACUUACGCGCUCUGCUACUCGACCAUCGUGGGCUACGCGGCCCACGUGGCCCCCGAGGGCUACUCCGCCACCGUCCAGGGCAUCGUCGCCGGCAUGGACGACGGAGUGGGCUUCGCCCUGGGCUCGCUGCUGGGCGGGCAGCUGUACGCCAGGGCAGGGGGGCGCGGCUCGUUCCGCUGGCUGGCGGCGGCGGCCGUGGCGGCGGCGGCCGCGCACGCCGCUCUGGCCGCGGCCGGCGGCGGAGAGAGUGAGUGGGGGAGAGAGAGGGAGAUAGAGGGGGAGGGAGAGAGAGAGAGAGGGAAAGGGAGGGGGAUAGAGGAGGAGGGAGAGGAAUGGGACAGAGUGGUGAGAGAGGGGGAUAGAGGAGAAGGGGAGAGAGAGAGAGAAAGGUGGGAGCGCAGGCAG